This is a messenger RNA of Protopterus annectens (West African lungfish), 2780 nucleotides long. RefSeq names its product LRRN4 C-terminal like (gene LRRN4CL). Bases 229 to 1254 code for a protein of 341 amino acids. Lineage: Eukaryota; Metazoa; Chordata; Ceratodontiformes; Protopteridae. The transcript has 2 exons. Gene Ontology annotation, molecular function: protein binding. The record is from RefSeq and is a predicted model, not a curated record.
UCACAUGCUCCAGAACUCUAGUUGGAAAAAUGAAUCAAUCUGUUGAACUUGGGCCAAGUAAACCAGUGAAGCAGCCACAAGAGGGCUAUGACAUCACAGCUGAACAGAUGUAUAUGUGUAUAUAAGCCUAGUGAACACCAAGGCAGAAAAGCAGAAGCAAACCAAAACGCAGCCAAGUAACAUUUAUAAUUCAAUUGCCUUGUCUAGUGAAGCAGUACUAGAGACAUAAUGAAUUCCAGAUCUCACAUUGCUUUGGGCACCUUGUUACUUAUCUCCUUUGGAAUUGCAUGCAGUGUAGCAGCACCAGUAAAUGAAGAAGGCUUCCUGCCGCUGAACAACAAGGACGUUCAUUUUACAGAGCUGUCAAAAGUACCUGACCCUAAAAAUGGUUUUAGCAUUGAAGGAAGUGGUACUGGCUUUGAGGAAUCAGUAAAACGUGCCUCAGAAGAUAGUAUAUACAAGAAAGCCUAUGUUCCAGUGUAUUCUUUUAUACGUAUUGCAGAAAGUGUCACCUCAGAUAAUGACCCAACCACAAAUGCUGUCACUGCCAAGUCAACACUGCGGAAAAUUCAAUUCAGAACUAUUGGAGAUGAUUAUGAGGAUUAUGACUAUGGUGAUGACAAUCAAAAAUCAACAUCCAAACCAGUUUCCUACCAGCCACUAAAACCUUGUGACUAUGAUAGUUGCCGUCAUAUGCAAGUGCCUUGUGAUGAAUUACGGAAGGCAGGGAGUUGUCUCUGUCCUGGUCUCUCAGGUCCCAACGUCCGUCCUGAUCCCCCACGGCUUCAUACAGUUACUUUCAGUGACCAUUCUGCCAGUAUUCAUUGGUGUUCUCCAUCUUCCACUGUGGAGAAAUACUACAUUACUUACAAGAAACUGCUUUCAGACACUGAAGACAAAACUCCACUUAUCAACAGUACUGACCGCAUUUAUACUCUUUCUGGACUUGACUCAUCUACUGAAUACGUGAUUUGUGUGGUGGCUACCAAUAAGGCAGGCUCCAGUUAUACCGAUGACUCCCUAAGUGAAGGUGGACCAUGCCAAGCUUUUAAAACACCUGUUCCUUAUCUUCUUUACCUUUACAUUGCCUUGCCAAUUGCUGGAUUCAUCUUGCUUGCGACUUCUAUGCUGACCUGCUACUUCUGCAUGAAGAAGAAGAAAACACCCAAACACAGCUCCAUCGAAACAAUCAGCAGCUCUGGUGGUGUAUAUAAUCCCACAUUUAGCAAUGAAGAGGGUGGGGUUCACAAAUAAUACAAAAUUUCUGUAGAAACUGAGGACAUGUUAGGGUGGUUCACCCCAUAAAACCACCUGUUUACAAAGCAGCCCUUAAUUCCUGAUUUGUAUAACUGGAGGUCCAUCCUACAAGCUACGGAGACAGCCCUUCAUAUAUAGUCUGUGAUUCUAAAAUAAAAGGUCAUAAAAUUUCAGUAUUUAAUUCAUGAACAAAAGUGAAUUAUCAUUAAGUAAAAUAACUGUACAUUGUUUAAUACAAACGAUUCAUGUUUUUCAAAGAUUCUAUUUCUUUCAGUCUAGUUUAGCCUGUGAUAAAGGACAAGGUGCACAUUUUACCAGGCAUUGUAUUAGAAAUAACUGGCUUAUAAAUGUCUCCAUUCAGGUGUAGCAUCAUUCAGUUUUGUUUGGGUUUAGCUACAAGGGCACAUUGCUGUAUUUCAGGAGCUCAGCUAGUUGAAACUCUGCAUGUGAGGCUGACAUGUGCAUAUGUUCAGGAGGGCCCAGGAGGAUCAGGCCUGUUCCCGUACUGUGCACCGCACUUAGCUAGCUGAAGUAUACUACUGACAGUAAUUGUAUACUACUGACAGUAAUCGUAUACUGCUGACAGUAAUCGUAUACUAUGACGGUAAUCGUAUACUACUGACGGUAAUUGUAUGCUACUGACGGUAAUCGUAUACUACUGACAGCAAUCGUAUACUACUAACAGUAAUCGUAUACUACUGACAGUAAUCGUAUACUACUGACGGUAAUCGUAUACUACUGACAGUAAUCGUAUACUACUCACGGUAAUCGUAUACUACUAACAGUAAUCGUAUACUACUGACAGUAAUCAUACAAAUUCAUCUGCCACAUGCCAACAUGGGUAGGAAAAGUCUCUAAAGAUACUACAUAAGUGCAACAAAGAACAUUACUCACACUGCUAAAAUAGGGAUUUUCUGACAUGCCCAGUGGCUAGUGGAUUUUGAAUAUAUCUCUUAAAAAUUCAGCACUGUUAUUUCUGAGACCGACUGGACUCUCAUUCCAGUAAAGGCAGAAAUGUUGGUUCCUAUGUGAAAGGAGAGGAGUAAAGAGUUUAUUCUACUGCUGAAGUAACAGUGACAUAGGACUGAGCAUAUGGUUGGGGGUUGGCAUAAUGGCUAAGGUGUUUACCCUACAAACUGGAGGUACAGGGUUUGAUUUCCACCUUUCGAGACAUUGGCUAGGCUUAAAAUAGCCUGAAAGGACAACCAGCCUAGUACUUACCUAUGAACAGUUUGAAGCUUAAUGCCAAUGUAUACAGUACUUUUCCAUACAAAUAACUUUUCUCUUAGUUUUUUAGAUCUGUAGCAAAUGUUCAGUGUAACCAAAUUCUCAGAUGAGUACAGAGUAUUCAAACUUUUUAAAUAUUUGUCUAUUUAUAAAUGUAUAUAUUUAAUAUUUAUUUAUUUUUAUAUUGACUGUUAUUAGUUUUGAAUUUAUGCUUUGCAGUCUUAAUUUUUAAGAUAAAAGCUGAGAGCAGUAUGCUCAGAUGUUCUGUAAGAUCAAUAAAUUCAUUUUUUAAAUGA